ACAAAACCGAAUUGAAACACCAAAAACGAAGAAGAGAACCAGAGCCACACACAGCAAGUAGAAAAAAUAAGGAAAAACGUCGUCAAAAAGUGAUUUCGCUGUAAUUUUUCCAAUUCCCAAAACGAUUCGUGCGGUCUUCUUCGUGGUUGUUUUUUUUUCUCGAUUUAAAAAAAUAAUAUACAAUAUAAUCAGUUGUUACCAAUUAACAUCAAAACAAUUUUGCAUUUCAUCAGUUAAAUCCAAUUUGCAUUUAUAUAAAAAAAAAAAAACUCGAAUCCAACUGAAAAAAUUUUUAUCUGUCAAUCGGGGUUUUUUUUCUUCUUUGCUCUCUGCUCUGUGUGAAAUCGAGUUUUUUUUUUUCAUUUUUUUGCACAAUCAUUUUCGAGUGGAAAAAUCAUUAUAAUUUUGUGCAGUGUUGACCCAUUUGAGUGCAUACGCUUUAGACAAAUCGAAUUUCGAAUUUUUUUUGCAAGAAAUCGAAGUCAUUUGUGGAUUAAAUUAAAAGUUGCAAGGCGAGAUUAUUGAUUCCGCAUUAAGAUAUUAUCCACGCCAUUCACCAUCACGGGUAUAACAAAAAAAUCGUAUUCCCUUGGACUACAUAAUAACAAUAAACACCCGUAUUUGUUGUUGAGGCGUUAAACUUUUAAAAGAGCUAAGGAAUAUCUUUAGGUGCAAUAAUGGCUGAUUAUUUUGAUGAACUUGGACAUGAACCAACCGGACCAAAUGGACCCGAAGAUUUUGACAAACAUUUCAAGCGUCUUCAGGUGCUUGCUAUUAUGAAUGGCAUUGAUAUUGAUAUUGAAGUGCCAGAGGCGUCCAAGAAGGCCAUUGCAAUGUUGCCAGUUCAUGAACUGUCCGAGGAUGAUCCCGAUAUGGAAUGUGCCGUUUGUAAGCAACCAGGAGAAAAGGGAGAAAAGUAUAAGAUUCUUCCAUGCAAACAUGAAUUUCAUGAAGAAUGCAUUUUACUUUGGUUGAAGAAGGCAAAUUCAUGCCCCAUGUGUCGUUUUGAAUUGGAAACUGACGAUCCAGAUUACGAAGAACUUCGCAAGUUUCGCCAAAAGGAACCUGAAAGGCGAGAACGAUUGAAUGAUUUGAUGGAUUCUAUGUUUAGUUAAACAAAUUAAGUU
This is a messenger RNA of Episyrphus balteatus (marmalade hoverfly), 1127 nucleotides long. RefSeq names its product E3 ubiquitin-protein ligase RNF181 homolog. Lineage: Eukaryota; Metazoa; Arthropoda; Insecta; Diptera; Syrphidae. The record is from RefSeq and is a predicted model, not a curated record. Gene Ontology annotation, molecular function: hydrolase activity, hydrolyzing O-glycosyl compounds. The transcript is spliced from 4 exons. Bases 678 to 1115 code for a protein of 145 amino acids. Gene Ontology annotation, biological process: carbohydrate metabolic process.